AUUAGCCUGGAUGUCAAUGCGGACUCUAUGACGCCGACAGACAGCUCGUAGCCUAUUACUUUUUCAUUUAAGACAUGUUUUACCGUAGGCUAAACUGACAUGCAUACCUUUAAAAAAAGAUUGAUUGCCAUUACUCACUGGUUUUAAGGAGGUAAUUUAGGGAUCAAUUCCAUACAUUAGGCCUAUUUAUUAUGCGCAGUGAUAUUCCGCGGCAGGUUCACAUAGAAACAACAUCAAAGGCUUUUUGCGUUGCGUUGCACACACCAUCAGCAACUACGCCUUGCAAAAUGUCAAGGCGUUGCAGAAAGAGGAAGAUCAAGUGAGCUACACGACACACACAGCCAAGUGCUAACAAGUUCCCACAAGGGUCUCGCGGAGAGGUUGAAGUCGCCACGGGUUUCCAAGGAAGAGAGUUGCGCGAAAAGGUUCGUCAUGAAGGACCAAAGCUGUACUGAUGAAAUUACACAAAUCUUCCAAGAGGCUGCGCCGGCGAGACAAGCCCUGUUGGACAACUACAACAACCUGAUGAACUUGGCCGAAUACUGCGAGAAUAACUACCUGCAGGCAGGUGCAGAUGCGGCCAAGGCCCUGGAGGAGACUAAGAACUUCACCACCCAGUCUCUGGCCAGUGUGGCCUACCAGAUCAGCAACCUCGCCUCCAACGUCCUCAAGCUGCUGGAUGCACAGAACUCCCAGCUCAGACACAUGGAGUCCUCUGUCAACCUCAUCGGACAGACUGUGGACAUGCACAGAGAGAAGGUGGCCCGGAGAGAGAUAGGGGCUUUCACCACAGCCAAGAGGGUUCCCCGCAGUCACAAAAUAAUCCCCCCGGCAACAGGCAAGGAGCCCAAACCCAAGUACACCCGUAGUCCCAUCACCUACUCGGACCUGGACACACAGGGACAUGGCAUGAAGGAUUCUGGUAAGCUGCUGGGGAAACCAGGGUCAACACGCAAACAUGGCGGCACCAUCAGCAGGAGCACUUCCAGAGCACACCCAGAGCCUGUCCAGUGUCCCGUAGCCCCCUCUCUGUCUCGAGGGGCGUCCCUCACCUCUCUCCAUGAUCGCUCCAUUGGGUCCAGCUUCGGCAAGGCCGUGCCUCCCCCCGUGGUCCCCAGCUGGCCCACGUCACCUGACUCUGACAUCAUCACCACUCUGCUGAAGGAGGCCACGCCCCCACCACCGCCCCUGUCUCUGAUGGAGGAUGGUGACGCCGCCAUGACCACUCCGGCCUCUCCUCCUCCUCCCAUGGCGCCGCCUGCCUCCUCUCUGGUUGUCCCUCCUCCCCCUCCACUGCCCCCCGCAACCAGCACCCCUAAACCUGCCCAUACCAGCCUAGCCUACAUCCCCCCUCCCCCUGCCCCACCCCCACUGGAGACUGUGGCUGAAGAGAACGGCUUCCCGCCUCCUAUGCCACCACCAUCUGACGAGCCUCUCCCUCCACCAACCAGUGAGGGCCUGGAGCUCCCUGGCCCUCCCCGUCCACCGAGUGAUGAGGUGGAUGAAGCUCUGCAGCCCAGACGGUCUUGUUUACGUCGUCACCCUCCCAGCUCGCGCUCCAUGUCCCUCAGGGUCCGCAAAGGCCCUAGCUCUCGCUCGCUCUACACUCGCUCGCUCUUCCUGCCAACCAUCCAAUCACUCAUGAUCCCCCCUCCCCCGUCAUACCCCCCUCCCCUCACCCCUCCCGUGUCGCUGAGCCCCCUGUCCAGCCUGCCCGCCCGCCUGGAUCACCUGGAUCUGUGUAUCCCAGCCCCUCCUCCUCCACCUUUUACCGACAGCGUGGUGGGCUUUGAUGACGACAUGUCACCCCUACCCCCCCCUGCGGAUUAUGACACAACUGGCCCUGCAGACUUUUUGGAGAAAGUGGUGGCGCUGUACAGCUACAACUCAGGGAAGCCUGGAGACCUGGUGUUCCUGCAGGGAGAAGUCAUCUACCUGAUCAAGAGGAAUGAAGAUGGCUGGUGUGAGGGACUGCUCAACGGAGUAGAGGGAUUCUUCCCUGGGAACUACGUAGAUUCCUCCACCAGCUAAGAUAUUAGACCACUUAAAGGUAGACUCAGCGAUAUGACGUAUACGCAGAAAGUAAACAGCAUAGUGGGUCAAUUUCCUCUACAACUAAGAGUGUUGAAGCCCGAGGCUCAACUUUGUCCUCUGUUUUGGUCUUGUGGCUACCAUGUUGUACAAGUGUGAAGCGAACCCGUGCACAUGCGUAGAUUCUGUGUGUGACUGUGUGAGAGCGGAGUCGUGCAUCUCGCUUAUCACAAUAAAUGUGGUGCUGCUCGUGGCAAUGUCAUUUCGCUUAUUCUACCUGUAAUAUGAAAAGGGAAAGUAGGCUCUGUCCACAAACGACCCCUAACCCUGUACCCUAAGUCUACCUAGGCACUUUAUGUUGACCAGGAAGAAUUGGACAGGUAUAAUCAUACCUAUUCACAUCAUUGGUAAAAAAUCAAUAACUAUUGUAGCAUCACCUGUCCCUUUGAUAGGCCAGAUGGAAUUUCAACCACCAGAGUUUAGGGCUAGUGGUUGUUGGGUUGUUUCUUGAUGGGGACAUAGUCAACUAUUAGCUUUGUAGAAAGACCUCUACUGACCUCUACAGGUCAAAGUAAUGUGAACGGAAAAUAAAGCAAUAUUUAUACAAGGAUAUAUAUAUAUAUUACCAAGAGGGUCACUAGGUAGGACGACUUAGUAUCUGCUAUCUUUCAACCAAGACUAGAUACAAGAUUCAAAGUCGGCUUGCUGAUUAACCAUGAAGGUAGUGAAUACUUGGUAAAGAGGGAAAAUGCGUUGCAAGUUAUAUAAUAGCUGUAUGUCCUGUUAAGUAUUGUUUUACAAGUACUGUAGUACCAGUAUGUGAACUAGAUUGGCCUCGCUGUUGUGCUCACUAGGACAAGCCCGGAACGCUGCAAAAUGAUGUGGUAAAGUUGCAUCUGUUUUUUUUGUCAAUGGAACCAGGCCCUGUUUUGCUGCUGCAGUUUUUGGCUCUGCAUGAUGAUAUUGGUCUCUGCAUUAGAAUUGCACUAAUAUAUUUUGUAAUAUUCAAACUAAGAUGAAGUAAUAUAUGGAUUAUUGAGAAAAUUCAUACCAAAAAAAAAUAAUAUUUGUCUGAAUUCUAUCACGUGGUGAAAAUAUUUUACUGUAGUGAUGUCAUGAAAUUGAAAAAUCUGAAAGUGCUUUUCAACGUGUUCAUGUUUUCAGUUAGUUUCAUUUUGAUAUUUAGUACACCUUUUUUAGAUUGAACAAUGUUUUAUUGGCAUGUCUUUCAAUAAAUGCUUUUCCAAAU
Molecule: messenger RNA, 3280 nt
Organism: Oncorhynchus mykiss (rainbow trout)
Lineage: Eukaryota; Metazoa; Chordata; Actinopteri; Salmoniformes; Salmonidae
Product: abl interactor 1
Biological process (GO): neuron migration
Cellular component (GO): SCAR complex; lamellipodium; actin-based cell projection
Molecular function (GO): SH3 domain binding; signaling adaptor activity
Source: RefSeq, a predicted model, not a curated record